Messenger RNA from Thunnus maccoyii (southern bluefin tuna), 3116 nucleotides. RefSeq names its product glutamic acid-rich protein-like. The transcript is spliced from 11 exons. Lineage: Eukaryota; Metazoa; Chordata; Actinopteri; Scombriformes; Scombridae. Bases 779 to 3103 code for a protein of 774 amino acids. The record is from RefSeq and is a predicted model, not a curated record.
UUAUAUGUAUUAUAUUAUUGCAUUAUUACUAUUGAUGCAACAAUAUGCAGACAGUAUUUUGAUCUCACCAAGUGGCCAGGUUGGAGCUAACGUGUAUUACUUUAUAUACUGUUGUGGGUAGCUGAUGUAUAAAAAUGUCUCACUUGAAAAGAUAACCAUAUUUUUGUCAAUAAAAUCUUAGUAACAAUACAUAUAAAGUACAAUACUUGCCUCUGGAAUGUAGUGGGGUAGCAGUAUAUAUCAGUAUGAAAUGGAGAUUCUCAAGUAAAAGAACAAGUACCUUUAAUAUUGUGCUGAAGUCCAGUCAGUACCAGAGUAAAUGUAAUUACUUUACUUUUCACAAUUGGCUGUCUUGGCUCGUAUAUAACCUCUGUGCUUUAAUUCUCUGCUUUGCUGAAAAUUUUUGUGUUUACUUCCUCCACCUAAUGAACAUCUGCCUGUUGGCUCUAGUCUUUAAAUCCCAAAAGGGGGAUUUGCCUUGACCAGGGGUCCUGCUAGAAAUCCUGGGCUAGAACUAGUUCACCAUGGCCCCUGAAACAGUAAAUAUACUGUUUAUAAUGCUUAUUAUUUGGGACUUUAUGUUUAAUAUGUAUGUUGUGUGUCUACAUUUUCAUGGGAAAGUCCAUUUAAAUUGACCUUUUUAAUAACCUGGUUACCUGUAAGAGCUGUCACUGCAUCACCACACCCAUGUGAGGAUUGACAGCACGUUCCUGGUCCCUCCCCCAAAGCACAGAUCUUAAUCCCUGUUAAUCUCUGCAUCUACUGAGAGUAUGCAGUCAUGGCUGCACCGAGGGAGAAUUUACUAUCUCUUGGGCAUCUGACUGGCACAGACAGAGACACUUUCACAAAUCGAAGAGAGCACAGUCUAAAAAAGAGUUUCAACAGGUCAAUGACAUUGCAAGCUGAUUUUUCAACUCAUCAGGGUCCCCAACAUCUCAGGGUGAUGCAUCUGCAACAACGCUGGCAGGAGCUGAAGGACAGAGAGCGUACAGCCCAGCAGCACAACAGGCAGCUGCUGCAGCAGUUUGAGGAGGCUCAGGGCACACUGAGAGAAAUGAUGGCCCGCACUGCUGCCAUGAAAACUAUUCGGAUGGAGUAUGAGAGGUACCUUGAGGAGAACUCCCCCCGCUGGCAGCAGCAACUCAAGGAGAAAACACAGGCUGCUCAGAGGAAGAGGAUGGAUGAGUAUUUGAAGAUGUGUCUGAAAAAUACAGAAGAAGAACAAGUGACAAAGUCUUCUGUAGAUCGACAUUUACUUUCACAAGGUGCUACCAAAAAGCCACAAAAAGUUUCUGCACCUCAGGAGUACUACAGUCAAAACAGCCACUUGGACUACAACAAAGAUGACGCCCUUCAGUCAACCUGGCUGACUCACCCUCAACCCCAGACAGUGAGGUUUCCUGUCAGAGUGCCCUAUCGACCUCAGGGCUCCUCUCAAGCUCCUCCAUCUUUCCUCCCACAUCCUCACCCGUUCCAGCUCCAGCACCUCGCUGCCACUCCCGGUCAUCACCAACCCCGGCCCAGGCAGAAUCCACCAGGCUGGGCCUCCACUCAGCCCGACCACUCCUGGUUCUGGACUUCUGGUGCAGCUGGGAUGCCUUCAGGCUAUGAGGCUUUGUGGGGUCAGCUCUACAUGGAGGAGCCUCCUCCUGAGAGAGGGGUGGUACCUGUUGUAGCAGAGGAGGCUGAGACGAGCAGAGCACCAAGCCUAAAGACGGAGAGAGGUGGUGGAAGCAGGAGCAGUCACUUAUCCCAGGAGCUGGACAUUAAACCAGUCCGUCUGUCCAGUGGCCACACAGAGAGCAGCGAGAGUGGCAGAGAUUCCAGUCAGCCGAGCGGAGAGAAGAAGAGGAAGAGGGAGAAGAGAGGAAGAGCACAGCGUACCUCCUCAGAGAGUGAAAGAUGCAGUUCUCAGGAGUCAUCUAGGACUUCCAGUGCCAUUGUCAUUGCCUCGGUUCCAGCAGCCCGAACUUCAGAAAGUGAAGCCUCAUCAGAGAAAAGCAGCACCAGAAGUAAGAAGACAAGGCGGAGGGUUGAAGAAGUGGCUGCUGAAUCACCAAGGAUGGAGAAGGUAGCAAAGAAAAGGAACAAGAGCAAAGGAGACAACCAAGAAAGUCACAAUGAGGAGAGUCAGUGUACUAGCGAGGAGUCAGAGGAACCCAGGAGUGAAAAUGCGGGGAAUCAAAGUCCUGAUGAAAAAUCAGAGAGCUGCAGGGACGAGUCAGGAUCCCAGAGGGAGGAGGGGUCAGGGAGCGUCAGUAUACAACUUGAAAAUGGAGAUGCAGAUAAAUCAGAGCAGGAGAGUAGCAGCUCUGAACAAAGCAGAACAGGACAAAAGGUUGUGGAAGUAAAGGGGCACGAAAAAGAACCAGGAGAUGGAGAGGAAGAUGACGAUGAAGGUAGUGAGGAAAAAAAGCCAAACAGCCAAAGAGAUGAAGAACAAGAGGACAGAUGUGUGGAGGAUGAGGAGGAGGUUUCUGCAAGAAAGAAUACCAUAGAAGAAGAAGAGGAAACAGGAGCAGAGGAUGAGAUGGAGGAGCAGGAGUCAGAUGAGGACCACGGAGAUGAUGAAGAGCAGUCAGACGGGCUUAAGAACGAAGACGGUGAGAUCAGAAAACAGACGUCUCCUCAGGAUGAAGAGUUGGAUGAGGAUGAGAGUGAGGGAAGUGAGGGCAAGAUAGAAGAGGAUGAUGAGGGAUCAGAUGAAGAGGAGGACGGAGGUGGGGAGGAGGAUGAAGAGCAGAGGAUUGACAAGGCAGGAGAACUAGAGGAGGAAAGAGAUUCAGAGGACAGUAUCAUCUCACCACAGGAGAACAGACCUAAAAAGAUUCACAUUAUUCCAGAGGAAUCAGCUGAAGACGAUGACGGGAAUGAUGGGAGCAAAACAGGAUCAUCUGAAGACGACUCAAAUGAAAUCAGUGAUGAGGAUGAUAUCGAGAAUCUCCUCGCACCUCAAAUGCAGAUAAAGAAAAACGAAGAAAAGGACCUGAAAACUGAAGAGAAACCCGAAGCAGUUUGUGACAAAGUGGAGAUUUUUCAAGUCACAUCGACAAAGACGGAUCAGCAGAGCGACUCUGAUGAGUUCGACCAUUUUUACGACUAAAUGUACCAAAGAA